Helianthus annuus (common sunflower) is the source of this 1287-nucleotide messenger RNA. Its product is annotated as probable glycosyltransferase At5g03795. The transcript has 3 exons. The record is from RefSeq and is a predicted model, not a curated record. NCBI's taxonomy places the organism in Eukaryota, Viridiplantae, Streptophyta, Magnoliopsida, Asterales, Asteraceae. Gene Ontology annotation, molecular function: glycosyltransferase activity. The coding region runs from base 139 to 1140 and encodes 333 amino acids.
CUGUGGACUUCAAGAGCUGAUCAAGAAUUACUGAAUGCAAAGCUGCAAAUUGAGAAUGCUUCUUUUAAUGAAGAUGAUCGUACCCUUUAUCCUUCUGUGUUCCGUAAUAUUUCAAAGUUUAGGAGGAGCUAUGAACUAAUGGAGAAAACACUCAAAGUAUACAUCUACAAAGAAGGUGAAAAACCGAUAUUCCACCAGCCAGAGGCGGUUAUGAAGGGAAUCUAUGCAUCUGAAGGAUGGUUUAUGAUGCAAAUGAAAUCAAGCAAAAGAUUUAUUACGAAAAAACCAAAACAGGCCCAUUUGUUCUACAUUCCUUAUAGCUCUAAAUUGUUGAAAGCAACUUUAUUCCCCAACUCUUACAAUCGAGAAAGCGUGGUACCGUAUUUGAAGAGCUAUAUUGACAUGAUCUCGCGGAGAUAUAAUUUCUGGAAUAGAACCGGUGGGGCCGACCAUUUUCUUGUUGCGUGUCAUGAUUGGGCGCCAGAUGAAACAAGACAAUUCAUGGGUACCUGCAUUCGAGCCAUUUGCAACAACGAUGUCCAAAAAUCAGGUUUCGAGUUAGGAAAAGACGUUUCUCUCCCUGAAACAAACGUUCGUUAUCGUCAAAACCCAUUACAGAAUCGUGGAGGUAACCCCCCAUCCAAACGCUCCGUUUUCGCUUUCUUUGCUGGCAAAAUGCACGGUUACCUUCGCCCAAUCCUCUUACGCCACUGGGAAAACAAAGAUCCCGACAUGAAAAUCUUUAGUAAACUUCCGAAAGUCAAAGACGACAAAAACUACGUUGACUUUAUGAAAAACAGCAAGUUUUGUAUAUGUGCCAAGGGUUCCGAAGUCAACAGUCCUAGAGUUGUGGAGGCUAUUUUCUAUGAAUGUGUUCCUGUGAUCAUAUCCGAUAAUUUUGUCCCGCCGUUUUUUGAGAUUUUGGAUUGGGAAUCGUUUGCGGUUUUCGUACCCGAGAAAGAUAUCCCGGAUCUGAAAAAUGUCCUUCUUUCGAUCCCGAAAAAAAGGUAUUUGCAAAUGCAUAAGAGAGUUAAAGAAGUACAACAACAUUUUCUUUGGCAUGUUAAGCCAGUUAAGUAUGACAUUUUUCAUAUGAUACUACAUUCAAUAUGGUAUACUAGAGUUGCUAGAGUAAUGUAAAUCCCAAAGGUGAUUAAUUUAUUAUCUUGUAAAUGUAAAUAUACAUUUCUUUUUCUUUUUCUUUUUUUAUUUAUACUGUAUACUUUGUGAAGUCCAAAAAAAUGUAAUACUUUUUUUUUUCGAACGAGAAAUAUUUUUAGAGAAUUA